This is a messenger RNA of Betta splendens (Siamese fighting fish), 604 nucleotides long. It is a transcript of the gene ly97.3, whose product is annotated as lymphocyte antigen 97, tandem duplicate 3. The coding region runs from base 150 to 428 and encodes 92 amino acids. The transcript has 4 exons. The record is from RefSeq and is a predicted model, not a curated record. Lineage: Eukaryota; Metazoa; Chordata; Actinopteri; Anabantiformes; Osphronemidae.
CACUUCACAGAGAGACGGCUCUUAAUGGGACGUUACCAUGACAGGACAGGAAGAAUGAACGGGUAUAAAUAGAGGAAGCCUUGAAGAACACGCCAGGCGCGAACCAGGACAGACACAAGGUUCAGAAGGCAACUGCACCGAGCGGAACAAUGAAGCUGUUGGUCCUGGCUUUAGCCGUCGCCCUGUUGCUUACAGCUGGCGCAGCCCUGGACUGUCACCGCUGCGUCUCCAAACAGGCCGGGGGCCCGUGUGACCUCACCGUGGAGACCUGUAAGGCCGGCAAGGACAGCUGCGCCGCCGCCAGGUUCCUCAGAGAACCAUACGGCCAGUUCCAGAAAUGCAUGGCUCGGCGAGACUGUGAGAUGCUGAAGAUGAACGCCUACAUCAAUAUCCAGUGCUGCAGUGAUCACAUGUGCAACAGUUUCUAAAAAUCCGAUCGCAAAGUCGUUAUUAUCAGUCAGCAUGGCGCUUAUUGGAGAAGCAUCGUGCGAGGCCUUCAUCCUGCAGCGCAUCUGGGAACAUCAGUACGAGCAUCAGUACGAAGCAGCAGAGCUUCAGAAACGUCACUUUUCCUAAUAAAAUAAAGCUUUCACUACAAGUCAAA